AUGGCAGAAAGCAAGCGUAUGGCAAUGAAAAACGUAGUAACUGAUGCAGAUCAGGCCAUCCUCGAAGAAAAAUAUGAGUUCAUCCCCGGAAAGAAGAAACAAACAUCAUGGCAGGAUCGAAUGGUAGAAAGGUAUCAAAGUGGCCUCUACAAGGAAUAUGCACUCGCAGAUCUGAGUCGGCCUGGAAAAGUUGGCCUACGAUGGCGAACCAAGAAAGAAGUUCUCGAAGGAAUAGGCGAAAGGACCUGUGGCAACAAGGCAUGCAUGAACACAGAUCUGUUGAUUACCCUUCGUGUCCCCUUUGCUUACAUUGAACAAGGAGUCUCAAAGAUGGACAUGGUCAAACUCCGGCUAUGUCCCAAAUGUGAGCCGUUUGUAACCAAAAAAAAAUCGAGGAGAGUACCCCAAUCAAUUUCCAAGAAAACUGAAAGUGAAAAAGACGAGGACAAGCAAAUCACAAUGAAAGACACACAUAGUGAUGAUUCGAAUAAGGAGCAAGAAUCAUCUACAAAAUCAGAAGAGGAUAGUUCAAGUGAAAGAUUUCCUAGCAAAGAUAAAGGGGAAAGGAAGAGAUAUGAUGAUGAAGAUGAUGAAGAUAAAAGGAGGAGCAGAAAACGAAAGAAAAGAAGCCAUAGGUCGAGCGACUCUAGUAGAAAGUCCCAUGACAGAAGAUGA
Messenger RNA from Cylindrotheca closterium, 675 nucleotides. The record is from the annotation of a GenBank genome assembly. NCBI's taxonomy places the organism in Eukaryota, Bacillariophyta, Bacillariophyceae, Bacillariales, Bacillariaceae.